ACACUGCAACAUGGUGCUGGAGGGCGUGAAAGAAAUGUGGACGGAAUUGCCGAAGACCGGCAAAGGCAAGAAGAAGGCGAAACCGAUGGCCAAGGAUCGCUUCAUCCCGAAAAUGUUUUUGCGUGGUGAUUCGGUAAUUAUUGUUUUAAAAAAUCCUGCAGUUGCUACGGAGAAGACAGUCUCAUCGAGCUGACG
Gongylonema pulchrum is the source of this 195-nucleotide messenger RNA. The record is from the annotation of a GenBank genome assembly. NCBI's taxonomy places the organism in Eukaryota, Metazoa, Nematoda, Chromadorea, Rhabditida, Gongylonematidae.